Messenger RNA from Cetraspora pellucida, 1896 nucleotides. The record is from the annotation of a GenBank genome assembly. NCBI's taxonomy places the organism in Eukaryota, Fungi, Glomeromycota, Glomeromycetes, Diversisporales, Gigasporaceae.
AUGUAUCUGUUUAAUUUUGUAGUUAUCGGAAUUGAUUUGGGUACAACAUAUUCGUGCGUAGCGGUACACAUAAACGGUCGAGUGGAAAUUUUAGCCAAUGAUCAGGGUAACCGUAUAACUCCUUCAUACGUUGCGUUUACUGAUGAAGAACGUCUUGUUGGAGAUGCAGCAAAAAAUCAAGCAGCCAAUAACCCGACAAACACUGUUUUUGACGCCAAACGAUUGAUCGGUCGUCGAUUUAGUGACAAAGAAGUCCAAAAUGACAUGAGACACUUCCCAUUUAAAGUCAUUGACAAAGAUGGUAAGCCUGCAAUUCAAGUCCAAGUCAAAGGUGAAGAAAAAACAUUUACACCUGAAGAGAUUUCCGCCAUGGUACUUGGAAAAAUGAAGGAAAUUGCCGAAUCUUAUUUGGGCAAAAAAGUCACACAUGCCGUAGUAACAGUUCCGGCUUACUUCAAUGAUGCACAACGUCAGGCCACUAAAGAUGCUGGUACAAUCGCAGGACUUAAUGUUCUCCGUAUCGUAAAUGAACCCACCGCUGCAGCAAUUGCAUACGGUCUCGAUAAGUCUGAUGGCGAACGCCAAAUCCUUGUAUACGAUCUUGGUGGUGGUACAUUUGAUGUAUCUCUUCUCUCGAUCGACGACGGAGUCUUUGAAGUAUUGGCUACCGCUGGUGAUACACAUUUAGGUGGUGAAGAUUUUGAUAAUCGAGUCAUUGAUCAUUUUGUUAGGCUUUACAAAAAGAAGAAUAAAGUCGAUAUCACCAAAGAUCUAAAAACCAUGGGAAAACUUAAACGUGAAGUUGAAAAGGCUAAACGAACUCUAUCUUCUCAGAUGUCAACUCGUAUUGAGAUUGAAUCGUUCCACGAGGGUAAAGACUUUUCCGAGACAUUGACUCGUGCUAAAUUUGAAGAGCUCAACAAUGACCUUUUCAAAAAAACAUUACAACCGGUUGAGCAAGUAUUGAAAGAUGCAAAUGUCGAUAAGAAAGAUGUACAUGAUAUUGUCCUUGUAGGUGGUUCCACACGCAUUCCUAAGGUUGUUCAACUCCUCGAAGAGUUUUUCAAUGGUAGAAAAGCAUCUAAAAACAUUAAUCCCGACGAAGCUGUUGCUUACGGUGCCGCUAUCCAAGGUGGUAUACUUUCAGGAGACGAACGUGUCAAAGAUAUCUUAUUAGUCGACGUUUGUCCUCUCACUCUUGGUAUAGAAACUACUGGUGGUGUUAUGACCAAACUUAUUCCUCGUAAUACAAUGAUUCCCACCAAGAAGUCGCAAAUUUUCUCAACCGCAGCAGAUAACCAACCCACUGUAUUAAUUCAAGUCUAUGAAGGUGAACGAUCCAUGACUAAAGACAACAACUUACUUGGAAAGUUUGAAUUAACAGGAAUUCCACCAGCACCACGAGGAGUACCUCAGAUUGAAGUCACUUUUGAAAUUGAUGCAAACGGUAUUAUGAAAGUUUCCGCUGCAGAUAAAGGUACUGGUAAAUCUGAAUCUAUAACAAUAACCAAUGAUAAGGGUCGUCUCUCCAAGGAAGAAAUUGAUCGUAUGGUCGAAGAAGCCGAACAGUUUGCUGAAGAAGAUAAGAUACUAAAAGAACGUGUUGAAUCUAAAAAUCAACUCGAAAACUUUGUUUAUUCUCUCAAAAAUCAAGUAGCGGAUGACGGUGAACUCGGAAAGAAACUUAGUGAAGAAGAUAAAACUACCAUCAAGGAUGCUGUUAAAAAGACUCUAGAAUGGUUUGAUGAAUUUUCAAAUUCUGCCACAAAAGAGGAACUGGAUGAGAAGCGAGAAGAACUACAAGCCAUUGUUAAUCCAAUCACUGCUAAAUUAUAUUCUGAUGGUUCACCUCCACCAAAGGAUACCGAUCCACUGGCAGAACAUGAUGAAUUGUAA